UCGCUUGUUCUGAAGUUUAAGCAUUUUAUUCACCGAGCUAAACACAGCGGCGAGGAUUUUCCUCUUUUUGGGAAUUCUCGUUUUGAAAUUGCACAAAGUGGGUUAAGACCUUUUAAAACAACGAUUGUAAUGUUGUCUUUAUGACAAUACCAACAUAUGAGCAUCAUGCUAACGAAAACAAGCAAAUCUGUAAACUAUUUGAAACAACAAGAUAUGAGGAAGAAGAUUGGGAAGGAGAUGGAGGAGAAGUUGGAUGCUGCGAUUGAGAAGGAGAUGGAGGAGAAGUUGGAUGCUGCGAUUGAGAAGGAGAUGGAGGAGGAGUUGGAUGUUGCGAUGGAGAAGGAGAUGGAGGAGGAGUUGGAUGUUGCGAUGGAGGAGGAGAUGGAGAAGUUGGAUGUUGCGAUGGAGGAGAAGACGGAGGAGGAGUUGGAUGUUGCGAUGGAGGAGGAGAUGGAGAAGUUGGAUGUUGCGAUGGAGGAGGAGAUGGAGGAGGAGUUGGAUGUUGCGAUGGAGGAGGAGAUGGAGGAGGAGAUGUGCAAAUAGGUAGUGGAGUAGGUGAUUCGCAGCUUUCACAAGGUAUGUAUGGUUGAUUGACA
Messenger RNA from Galdieria sulphuraria, 596 nucleotides. RefSeq lists its product as uncharacterized. The transcript is spliced from 2 exons. NCBI's taxonomy places the organism in Eukaryota, Rhodophyta, Bangiophyceae, Galdieriales, Galdieriaceae. The coding region runs from base 157 to 543 and encodes 128 amino acids. The record is from RefSeq and is a predicted model, not a curated record.